GGAGCGACGUUGGCAGCCGGCCCCGUCCUUUCCUCCGGAGUCAGCCGCCAGACAGGCAGCCGAGCCCGUUUCCAGUCAGGCCCGGCGGGCCCGGCAAUAAACAGCACAAGCCAUGGCUCCCGCCGGCGACCGAGACGGCUACUGGGGCCCGCAGACUUCCACCCUCGACUGGUGCGAGGAGAAUUACGUCGUCUCUUAUUACAUCGCCGAGUUCUGGAACACUGUUAGUAACCUGAUUUUCAUUCUACCUCCCAUCUAUGGUGCAAUUCAGAGUUAUAGAGAUGGCCUUGAGAAACGGUACAUAAUAGCUUAUUUAUGUGUCACAGCUGUGGGUUUGGGCUCGUGGUGCUUUCACAUGACCCUGAAGUAUGAAAUGCAGCUGUUGGAUGAGCUACCCAUGAUCUAUAGUUGCUGCAUGUUUGUCUACUGCCUGUCCGAAUGCUUCAAGUACAAGAAAACGAUCAAUUAUCCACUCCUGUUCCUACUAACAGCCUACAGCGCUGGUGUCACCAUAGUAUACCUAAACUGGAAACAGCCUGUGUUUCAUCAGGUGAUGUAUGGGGCGCUGGUGGCUGUUCUGGUACUACGGUCCGUAUAUAUAGUGUUAUGGGUAUACCCAUGGCUCAGGGGGCUGGGCUAUACGUCCCUGACCGUUUUUUUGCUGGGUUUUUUCCUUUGGAACAUAGACAACAUUUUCUGCGAUAAAUUGAGGGGUUUACGCGAGAGGCUACCUCCGAUUGUGAGCGUCGUGACUCAGUUUCACGCUUGGUGGCACAUUUUUACAGGCCUCGGCUCCUACCUUCAUAUCUUGUUCAGCUUAUACUCAAGGACCCUUUACUUGAAGUACAGGCCAAAGGUCAAGUUUAUCUUUGGGAUUUGGCCUAUUCUCUUAGUAGAAUCGACCAAGAAGCAAUGACGAGGGGAGCACCUACCCUGGAUGCCUAAAGAUGUUCCACAACCAUUUUGACUGACACGCUGGAAAUUCUCGGCUCUGCGAAGGGAUUUCUUUUUCCUCUCUCUCUACUCCUGGAGCCGUGGAGGAUCACGUAGAACCAACGGCCGACGCGUCUACGGAAACCACGGCUAGAGGUUUUUCCCCCUCCCGUGUCCGAGGUGUCAAAACGAGAGCGCCAUCUUUCUGCAUACAUGUUGUGUAGCUUGGAGAUGCCGGGGCGGGCAGAAUCCCACCGUUGCCCGAACGCCAGAUACGCAUUCCUUUUGGAAGCGAGUCGCCGGGGCUGCCGCUCGGUCAACCGGGCUUCUCCUCUGUGGUUGAAAAUUAAAUGCUUGUAACUGAAUUGUGCAAAACGCCGGAGCCAAAUUACGAAGGACGGCCCCUUUGAUUUAUAGGAGACCUCCCAUGUUCUGAAAUGCCUUCUGUGCGGCCGCUGGUACAUCGUAACCGGGCUUUAUUUUGUCACUCUCUCAAAACUGGCUUCUUAAGUGACUUGCACAGAUGAAAGGGAGGUGGUUAAAAGUGCUAGUCCUUGUUACAAGUACCGUGUCCCAUCUCUGUUCAGAAUAUCGGGUGUAAAUUGCAGGUUUGCUCCAUGUGCAAAUAAGUAACAACCUCCCCAGGAUUUUUAAAAUGCAUUUUCACUUCUAAGAUACUCUUGCCUUGAAUGGAGGGCCAGUUGUCCAGUAGUUACUUGGGCACCGAUGAAACAGUAUUAACUCGAGAGAUAUAACCCAAGAUCCCUGGCAGUGUAGAGGAAGAUCCUGGGACACAUUCCACUGACCUCUCUGCGCAGGCACCGUGGGGACAUUUGGGGCCAGCCUGGAGGCUGUGUCAGCAGGAAAGCGCUUGAGCCACGACGCCGGCUACACCCACUCCCUAACGGACACGCCUGCCUUAGCCACACCAGUUUGGGAUGUGAACUUUGGAGGCAGACUUCCAGUCUGAACAAGCGACUCGGAAGCAGCCAAGGUCUAGCGCUUCUUUAAAAGCAACAACUUUACAUUCCUGCUUGCUUGCCAGAGUACAAAAUAUGUGUCAUGUCUUAUGGAAGGUGUGCCCGUGACCUGGGGCAGUCGCUAUCUUUCAGCCUAACGUACCUCGCCGGCUUGUUGAGAGGAUAGGUAUGUGAGCCACUUGGAGCUCCUUGGAGGAUAGGCGAGGUUGAAAUGUACAAAAUAAAUCCAGAAGGCCUGUGCCUUUCUCUUAAAAAGCAAACAAAUACAGCCACCACCACCGCCCCAAAACCCAGAAGUGAUGGUCUGACCACCUCUUGGCUGACGUGCGUCUAAUUCUGCAGGCGCACACCCUGCACAUUGAUUGAUUGUGUGUGUGUGUGUGUGUGUAUUUUGCAGUUGAGUAAGCAUCCCAGAAUAUGAAGAGAUGCUGAUAUGUUUGCUCUUGGUAAUUGCUUCCGUUGGAAGUGGCUUCAAAGCAGCCUGUUGGACUUCUGUCUAAUUGCGAUGAAAACGUGGUUGCACGCGCAACUUAUUUUCCAUGCGCCCUCCUGCAUACUUUGCCACAAGGUGACCCAGCCCCCUCUCAAAAGCCAGGUAACCUCCCCCAUCUUUUGAUGCUGAAAUCCAUGAACUGCUUUGAUACCCAACAUAUCCACAUUCCUUAAUGGGCUUCCCAGAUGGGUUGGACUACAACUCCCAUCACCGAGCCUGCACGGCCAGUCGGACGGCACCUGAGCAGGGAAGGCUCUCCUAAACAAAACAGUCCAACCCAUUUCUAAUUUGGAUCCCCGCCCUGUGAUCAAAACAUCAAAACGGAGUCAUUCAUUUUUCUUUGCUAACUUCCCUCCAUACACUCAUUUGCUGCCUUCGUGUUCUUCUCAAUUCAUGCCACCACUUAAAAGCAGAAGUCUCACAAACGGCAGGCUUUCUCCUCCCCCACCCUCCCAGCUCCCAUAUUUGUGUGUCAAGGAAAGUCUUGGAAGGGGAAAUCCUUAUGGUAGAGGUUCGAAAUCGCCCCUCUUUCAGUUCUGAGGGAGAGUGUCCCCUGGGUUGUUGUUUUUCCUCUAGCUUGAUUUGUUUGUGGCAGAAUAUCUCGUCCGUGCACUGAACUACAUCUCAAAAGAAUGUGAUAUGAUCCUGCAGGGCAAAAUGGCAUUUUUCUCCCUGUGAUCCUAGACUUGCUAGCCCCCAAAUCCAGGUCUCCCUCCACUCCCAGCCUUGAUUUGUAAUGUUGAGAACAUAGGGAGCUGCCGGUGUAUUUCACUCUGCGUCGGCUACACGGCUUGGCAGCAGCUGUCCAGGGUUUUGGAAAGACGUCUUCCCUAACUCUACCUGAAGAUGCCCGGAAUUGAACCUGGAACCUUUUGCAUGCAAACGAUGUGUUCUGCCCAUUACCCACACGGAGCCAAUUCGCACGGCACCACAAGCCACUGUGGAUUACGCAAGCUUGUGUUUAACCCUCGCCGCCUGGGUUUGCACACCAUGACAAGCCACUGCUAUCACCGGCCUGAGCUCACGUAUUCAAAAUGGCGGCUGGCACACACCAGGAUGGUCAGGGGUCUGGAAAUAACGCCCUAUGAAGAGAGACUGAAAGAACUGGGCAUAUUUAGCCUGGAGAAGAGAAGACUGAGAGGAGACAUGAUAGCACUCUUCAAAUACUUAAAAGGUUGUCACACAGAGGAGGGUCAUGAUUUCUUCUCGAUCCUCCCAGAGUGCAGGACACGGAAUAAUGGGCUCAAGUGACAGGAAGUCAGAUUCCAGCUGGACGUCAGGAAAAACUUCCUGACUGUUAGAGCAGUACAACAAUGGAACCAAUUACCUAGGGAGGUUGUGGGCUCUCCCACACUAGAGGCCUUCAAGAGGCAGCUGGACAACCACCUGUCAGGGAUGCUUUAAGGUGGAUUCCUGCAUUGAGCAGGGGGUUGGACUCGAUGGCCUUGUAGGCCCCUUCCAACUCUGCUAGUCUAUGAUUCUAUGAUCUUGAGGGUUAAUUAACUCACAAUGACUUGUCUUGACAUGCAAACCAGGUCCCUGUGUGUAAUUAUAUACCAUAUUUCUUCAAUUCUAAGACGCACUUUUUUCCCAUAUAAACAUCUCUAAAAACGGGGUGCAUCUUAGAAUCGCGGGUGCAAUUAUUAUUCUUAGAAUCAAAGCUUUUUUCUGUUGGUGGUACUGAAAUUAGUGUGCAUCUUACAAUCGAUGGCGUCUUACAAUCGAAGAAAUACGGUAUAUAAUCUCUCCCUCUCCCUCCCUCCCUCUCUCUCUCUCUCUCUCUCACACACACACACACACACACACGCACACACAGAGUGGAGGUGCAGAGCACUUGGUCUUCCUCUGAGAGCCCGCUGCGUUUCCAUGCCGGAUGCCCAGGGCAGGACUUUGCCUCCUGAGCAUCUAGCCAUGUUUCUAUGGGACAGAGCCGCCCACUGAGCUUCUGUCCUGGAUGUGCAGAGGGCGAAGCCUCUUCCCACAUGCUCAGCAUCGAAACCAUGUGAAAGGCAAGGAGCAUUUCCUUUUUUACCCAUAAGAGUGACUGGCAAAAGGAGGGAUUGUGGCGCUCCAUCCAUCCUCCCCCAGAUGUACUUACUAGUAGAAAGCCGUUGAGUGGAAAUCCUUUUGCAAGACCAGUAGCUUUUGGGGGUUACCUAACAAAGCUACAUAGAAUAAACACCAUGAUUCUAAAAGUGGUUUCCCCCUCCCCCCAGAAUGCAAAUUCUGCCCCAGGCUGCAGUCACUCGAGGAAUCCGGAGCAUCUCAGGGUUGUCUGCAUGAGACAGAAGUGCAGGAAGGGCUCCACAGCCGCUCAGAUCUUCCGCCCUCGCAAGCGGUUUGAAGAGUCUUCGUGUUUCUCUCUCCGGUUUAGUUUGGGGUCUUGUUUGACAGGGAGAACCCCACCACACCCUGCAAACGCCCUUUCUCUCUGCGUAGGGGAUGGAAGGGGUUCAGAGGCGACUUUGCCCGCUUGUCCAAAGCUCGUCGGUCUUCCUUAUAAACGUCUUAACGUGUUUAAAUGUUUAAGAAGGGAAGGCUGCUCUCUGCUCAUGGCAAAAUCAGGGGCAAUUUACUAGUCAAGCAAAACUAUCUCCAGCUUGUUUCUCUUCGCUUUGCAGAAGCUGGGCUUGUCCGGUUGCAGAAGCAGCCACUGUAGGUAGAAACCUCUGUAUUUUUCUGGAGCUGAUGAAGCCGCUUGCCAUCUGAGAAGGGGACGCACACACACACACACACACACAUACACUGGGAGGAACCCCUGGGCAUUCCUCGGUUGUGCGUUGCAGCAGUGUAGGAGGAGAAACAGGUGACAUUCAGAGCUCUGUCGAGAGAAAUCCCGUGACUCUUCAAACCACCUACGAUGGUACAGGAGCGUCUGAGUGGCUGUUCCCUCCUUCCUACGUUUUUGUCUCAUGCAGGCAAUUCUGAGAUCACGCAGUUGCCGUGAGAUGACUGCCACAGCCUCGUGAAACAAGCCAAGGCACUCUCGUGAGCCUGCCUGCUGCAUCUCUGCAUGAGCCACUGCUCUGGCUCAGUCUCCUAGCCAGCCUUUGCUGGAGGCAGGCACUUCUUCACCAUCUCCCCAUUUGGGGCACGACUGGGAGUAUCCGAUGGCUCUCCAAAUGGGGGAUGUCGCAGAACUGCCCUCUGUCCAAGGAAGUGGCCUCGAGUUGGUGCGAUUGCACAAGUCCGAGCUGGUCUUUUUCGCAAGGUGCGUCCAAAAUGUGAUCCCGACCGCAGGGAGGGGCGUGUCCUCUUUUGCGGGCAAGGCGUUUUCAGCAAAAGCAAACCCUUUUGUGCUGGGGUGAGGUGUCGGAGUGAAACGUUCAGAUCUUCAAAAACUGCGCCCGGUCUCGGCUGCCAACCCUUUCUACAGGAGUCACCGUCUACCGCUAGGCAACGCAAACGUUUCGUGGGGUGUGCCGUCUCUUCUCCAAGUCAAAGGCGCCCGUGUAUGUUCCUGAUUCAUUGUUACAGACUGUACUUUUUAGACUUACAAGACUGUACUUCUUACACCGUGUGCCUCUCUGCGGCCUUUGUAUUCUAAUUGUGCAGUGCCGCAUAUUGUGUCUGUUUGGAAAAUGGUUUCUCAUGAAAGCCAGUCUGCCUUCACCCAGAAGGAAGAGAAGUGGAAUGAAUGAAUAAAUGCCAGAACUGUGGGCCCAAAAUACAUGAGGUUAAUCACGUGGCUUUAAUUUAAGAUCUUACAAAGUGUUUGAUUUUUCUCUCCAAGCUAUUCACUGCAUCCUGUGGGAGUGAGUUCCAUAGUUCAACUCUGCACUGUGUGAAGAAGUCCUUCCUUUUAUCUGACCUGGAUCUCCCACCAACCAACUUCAUGAGAUGACCCCGUUGGGUUCUAGUAUUUUGAAAGAGGGAGAAAAAUGUCUCCCUGUCCACAUUCUUCAUACCAUGCAUAAUUCUGUAUACCUCUAGAUGUGUCUCUGUUUGGGUUGGUUAUCCCCCGGAGCGCAGUAGGUAACUGACAACUCAGUUUCCUGAGCCAUCAGUUUACAUCUGACCUCAGACUUCUAGUAAAGAAGGUGAUCCCAUAUACCUGAAGUCUGCCCUCUCCUAAUUUAUAGUGUAUUAGAACAAGAAGAGCCCAGCUGGGUCAGACCAAGGGUCCAUCCGGUCCAGCAUUCUGUUCACACAGGGGCCAAUCAGCUGUCAACCAGGAACCCACAAGCAGGGGGUUGGGCGUCUCUACGCAGAGGAAGCCCCGCGGUCGCUAUGGAUCUGCACUGCAUUGGUUAGACGACGCAGGUGCAGCUUCACAGUCACGGCGGGGGCUUCCCCGCGAUACUGCGAGAAGGAAAAAGUCGGGGGUUUACCCCGACUUUUUCAAAGGGAGCGAUGCCAACACGGCACUUCCGCCCUGUGACGUCGCUCCGGGAUCAACCAGGGGCCGGAGCCUGGUGGAAGGCGACCAGCCAUUGGUCGCCUUCCACCAGGAAGAAUGGGAGCAGCUCUGGGACCCCGCACUCCCUCCUCAGUGUCGGGAGAGAGAAAGUGCAGCACCGAAGAGGGCGAUGUGAAGACAGCCCCCCGGACACAAGUGGCAUAGCAUUCCCCUGACCAUGUUCUCCAGCAACUGGUGUCCACUGGCUUACUGCCUCUGCUACUGGAGAUAGCACAUCGCUUCAAUUUGUGCGUGUGACUUGUGUCAGUAUAGGGGCAGCGUUCCAGUGAGUGUGCAAACGCCGUUUCUUACGAAGAGGCUAUCUCCGUUGCGGCAGCAUGCACCAUGAGUCAGACUUGGACAUCCAUGUAAUUAUCGGCAGAUUCAUAUAAGUGGUUAAAGCAAGACUUGGCUUCUUGGUAUUUGAAUACUGAACAGUAUUAAAGAGAGGCCUCCCUCUUGAAUUGCUCUGUCUAGACUUCUUAUGCACGCCUUUAGCUAAACGUUUUUAAUUCUGCUCCAAGGAGAACCAAGCUGCCGUUGGCAGGUUUUCAAAAAAAUAAAAAUAAAAUCAAGCGCAUGUGCCAGUGAUGGCGGAUCAGGUUUGUGCAGUGAAGUAAAAGGUGGGUUGGUAAAAGUCAAUAGCUGAGUGGGUGCUUAGGAUCGACGGGUGCCCCCACCCCCCAAAAAAGGAGAUUGGGGAUUAGUGAAGUGCCGAAAUGCCCAAACAUUAGCUGAGUUGGCAAACCUGUUCCCGGACAGGGAGUUUUUCUAUGUGGAAAGAAUAAUCUCUCCCAUUUCUCCAUGGAGAAGCGUUCAGCUAUUCAAAUUCCUCACUCAGAGGCUGAAGUAAUAACAAUCCAGGAGCAGAGCUACCAGGGCGGAUAAAAAUCAACGAUUUUUUUAAAAAAAUAAAAAUAAAAAAAUAGGUUUUUUUUUCAUUUAAAUCGGAUUUUUUAUUAUUAUUUAAAUCGGAUUUUUUUGAUAAAAUGCUUUUUGAGGAAAAAUCUAUCUGAAGAUAGUUUUCUAUUUAAGGUACAUUUUAGUCCAAAGGUUAUUCAUCAUAAAAUAAGGAUUAGUUUUUAAUUAUGUAGCAUGAGGUUGUAUAUUUAUGCAGUGUUUAAAUUUUUGGGUAAAUGAAUUCCAUUAAUCCAUCCACAACGUCAUGCUCUUCCGGAGGUGUCUGUAAGGUUAUUGGGCAAUUUUUCUAUCUAGAAGAUAUUAUCACAGAUGCUUGGUUUUACAGUUCCCGAAACUGUGAAUUUGUGCCCGCAGAGUUCACAAUCCUAUUGUUCCUUUGCAAAUCUAUGUACACAGAAUCAACCCCUUACCUCUUAAGUGCUAAGUUUCCAAAAAAAUCAAUGAAUAGAGUGCACUUUUGAGGGAAGGGGAAGUCAUAUGAUUAAAUCGAGUCUUUCUGAGUAGUGAUUUAAAUCAUGAUUUAAAUCAAAUUCACCCUGGUAGCUACUAACUUCUCUGCUCUUUGUGUUGAAUCUAACCUUGGUUUCUGAACUUUUCCCGCUUGCCUUAACUUUUCUUUCCACAAAUGUAACGCUCUGGUCUUUGGGAUCUGUGUUUGCUGUUCACUUACCUUUUUCUUUCUUUUUUAGCAACACUGAGCGUCAUCACAUGGGGAGGAAACACCUUCCUUUACUGCCGCUUGUCUGCCCCCGCUUUUGUCCUUCAUUACUUCUUCUUUCUGCCCGGAGGGGAAAGAGGAAGUAAACAAAGAUUACGUGGCCCAUUCAGGGGCUGUUGUUAUCGCGAUGCUUUUCCUGCACACAGCAGGAGAACAUGGCACAUUUCGUGUGUGUGUGUUUUUUAAAAAAAGGUCGGAUUUGAAAGGGUCUAUUUCGCAACGGAAAAACGAAUGGUAGCCGGACGGCAGCGUCUCAAGGAUACUCGCACAUCCGUAAGUGAGCAGUAGUGAGCGUGCGAUAAAACGCUCGUCUGAUGAACCUCACUUCCUGAUGUGCAAAGUGUAUUGCAUUAGAGGUGUUGCUGUUUUCAGUUUUCCUCCUGUACCCCAAAACCAGCUCUUCGUCGGUGCCAUUCACCACUGCCAUGUCAGCUGCUCCGUGCGCGUAAGACCUGUAGACUGUUGGGAGCAUUCUUUAGACAUACCCCUUCACAAAGUCCUCUAAACUAUUAUUGCUUUUAUCUUGUCCUGCCAAAUGAAUGUUGAUUAUUGAGCAUAUUUAAUGCACUGAUUUUAAUGUGGCGUUUGCCAUGUGAAACGGAAAUGGACCCAGCCUGCCAUAAGGGAUAUGGGAUAUUUUUGUGUGUGUAAAGUGACCAAGCUUUUUGUUAACACUUUUAUUUGUUCUAAACUGUGGGUUUAUUGACGUUAAAAAAAAAUCCUUUACAGGUGAACAUACUGUGUGGCUGUAUCACGAAACAGCAGCUAACUGUAUAUAAAACCCAUUGUAAUAAACAAUGUUUAAGCAUUUUGUUAUACUAUAUUAAAAUAUUUCUAUCAGACUCUUGUCAACGAAUGAUGCUUAUAUAUACUAUUAUUUUGCAAUAAAGUGGCUUUUUGAGAUUUAAAUUUAUUUAAUCACUUUACCCUUAGAACAUUAAUCAUGACUUUAUAGCUAAUAUUGAUGAUGAUGAUGAUGAUGAUUAAAGGAAUCUUGUUUUUAAAUAAGAA
Messenger RNA from Elgaria multicarinata webbii, 9455 nucleotides. RefSeq names its product alkaline ceramidase 3 (gene ACER3). Bases 113 to 916 code for a protein of 267 amino acids. Lineage: Eukaryota; Metazoa; Chordata; Lepidosauria; Squamata; Anguidae. Gene Ontology annotation, biological process: ceramide metabolic process; phytosphingosine biosynthetic process. The record is from RefSeq and is a predicted model, not a curated record. The transcript is spliced from 11 exons. Gene Ontology annotation, cellular component: endoplasmic reticulum membrane.